Urocitellus parryii (Arctic ground squirrel) is the source of this 3176-nucleotide messenger RNA. RefSeq names its product beta-1,4-N-acetyl-galactosaminyltransferase 3 (gene B4galnt3). Gene Ontology annotation, cellular component: Golgi cisterna membrane. Gene Ontology annotation, molecular function: acetylgalactosaminyltransferase activity. NCBI's taxonomy places the organism in Eukaryota, Metazoa, Chordata, Mammalia, Rodentia, Sciuridae. The record is from RefSeq and is a predicted model, not a curated record.
UCGGCGCAGCGCCAUGGGGAGCCCCCGGGCCGCGCUGCUCCUGCUGCUCCUGCGCCCGGUCAAGCUGCUGCGGAGGCGCUUCCGGCUGCUGCUGGUACUCGCGGUGGUGUCCGUGGGGCUCUGGACUCUGUAUCUGGAACUGGUGGCGUCGGCCCAGGUCGGCGGGAACCCCCUGAACCGGAGGUAUGGCAGCUGGAGAGAACUGGCCAAGGCUCUGGCCAGCAGGAACAUCCCAGCUGUGGAUCCCAAUCUUCAAUUCUACCGUCCCCAGAGGCUGACCCUCAAGGACCAAGAAAUUGGCCAAAGUGGGAACAGUAACAACAGCUACUUGAGGUGGAACAAACCCGUACCCUGGCUCUCAGAGUUCCGUGGCCGCGCAAACCUGCACGUGUUUGAAGAUUGGUGUGGCACUUCCAUCCAGCAGCUCAGGAGGAACCUCCAUUUCCCACUGUACCCGCACAUCCGCACAACCCUGAGGAAGCUGGCCGUGUCUCCCAAAUGGACCAACUAUGGCCUCCGCAUCUUUGGCUACCUGCACCCUUUCACUGAUGGGAAAAUCCAGUUUGCCAUUGCUGCGGAUGACAACGCUGAAUUCUGGCUGAGCCGUGACGACCAGGUCUCAGGCCUUCAGCUGCUGGCCAGUGUGGGCAAGACUGGAAAGGAAUGGACGGCCCCUGGAGAGUUUGGGAAAUUUCGAAGUCAAAUUUCCAAGCCAGUAAGCCUCUCAGCCUCCCACAGGUACUACUUUGAGGUGCUGCACAAGCAGAACGACGAGGGCACCGACCACGUGGAGGUCGCGUGGCGAAGGAAUGACCCUGGAGCCAAGUUCACCAUAAUUGACUCCCCUUCCUUGUCCCUCUUCACAAAUGAGACCAUCCUAAGGAUGGAUGAGGUGGGUCACAUCCCACAGACGGCAGCCAGCCACGUGGGCUCCUCCGACUCCUUUGCCAGAGAUGAGCAGCCUCCUGCUGACAUGCUUCGGCCUGACCCUCGGGACACCCUCUAUCAAGUGCCUCUGAUCCCCAAGUCCCAUCUCCGCCACAUCCUGCCUGAUUGUCCCUACAAACCUAGCUACUUGGUGGAUGGGCUCCCUCUGCAGCGCUACCAGGGCCUCCGCUUUGUUCAUCUGUCCUUUGUUUAUCCCAAUGACUAUACCCGCCUGAGCCACAUGGAGACCCACAAUAAAUGUUUCUACCAGGAAAAUGCUUACUACCAGGACAGGUUCAGUUUUCAGGAGUACAUCAAGAUUGACCAGCCAGAGAAGGAGGGGCCCAAGCAUCCAGGUUUUGAGGAGGACCUUCUAGAAGAAUCCCAGUAUGAAGAAGUGGCAGAGGAGACCCCUGCCUCCCAGGACCAGGAGACCAGGAUACGAGAGGGAAAACAAAUGGUUGCCUCUGUCCCCGGCCAGGAGGUCACUGACUACCGCCUCCGAAGCCUGCGGAAGCUCCUGGCUCAGCCUCGGGGGGCCCCGCCGGCUCCCAUUUCCAAGCAUAACUCCACUGGUCCCUUCCCAGUGAGGGCCAGUGACAUCCCAGUCCUGUCACCAGCGAGGAGGAAGAGAAAACCUACCCCUGAACCCAGCCGAGAUUCACCUCAUUCUGACAAACGGGCCCCUGGGAACCUGCCUCGAAUUAAGAGMCCCAGGCCCACUGGUGACCGACCCCAGAAAACUCUAGAGCAGUCCCAGUGGCUGAACCAAGUGGAAUCCUACAUUGCAGAGCAGAGAAGGGGUGACAGGAUGGAGCCUCUGGCCCCRAAAUGGGGUUGGCAUGGAGAGGAGGAAGUGGUGGCGGCUGCAGGCCAGGAAGGACAAGCGGAGGGAGAGGAAGAGGGGGAAGAAGAAGAGGAAGAGGAUAUGAGUGAGGUGUUCGAAUAUGUCCCUGUGUUUGACCCAGUAGUAAACUGGGACCAGACCUUCAGUGCCCGGAAUCUCGACUUCCAAGCCUUGAGGACGGAUUGGAUUGACCUGAACUGUAACACAUCUGGCAAUCUGCUGCUUCCAGAGCAGGAGGCCCUGGAGGUCACACGGGUCUUCUUGAAGAAGCUCAACCAGAGGAGCCGGGGGAGGUACCAGCUGCAGCGCAUCGUGAAUGUGGAGAAGCGUCAGGAUCAGUUACGUGGCGGUCGCUACCUCUUGGAGCUUGAACUACUAGAACAAGGCCAGCGCCUGGUGCGGCUCUCCGAGUACGUGUCCACACGAGGCUGGCAAGGUAUUGAUCCAGCUGGUGGGGAGGAGACGGAGGCCCGGAAUCUGCAGGGCCUGGUCUGGAGCCCACACAGACGUCGGAGACAUGUCCUGAAUGUCCGGGAUCCAGAGCCCAAGCUUUGCUGGCCCCAGGGUUUCUCAUGGAAUCACCGAGCUGUGGUCCACUUUGUCGUGCCUGUGAAGAACCAAGCACGCUGGGUGCAGCAGUUCAUCAGAGACAUGGAGAACCUGUUCCAAGUCACCAAUGACCCACACUUCAACAUCAUCAUCACUGACUAUAGCAGUGAGGACAUGGAUAUCGAGACAGCUCUGAAGAGAUCCAAGCUGCGGAGCUACCAGUAUAUGAAGCUCAGUGGAAACUUUGAACGCUCAGCUGGACUUCAGGCUGGCAUAGAUMUGGUGAAGGACCCACACAGCAUCAUCUUCCUCUGCGACCUCCAUAUCCACUUCCCUGCUGGAGUCAUCGAUACCAUCCGGAAGCACUGUGUGGAGGGGAAGAUGGCCUUUGCCCCGAUGGUGAUGAGGCUGCAUUGCGGAGCCACCCCACAGUGGCCUGAGGGCUACUGGGAGGUAAAUGGAUUUGGGCUGCUUGGCAUCUACAAGUCAGACCUAGACAAAAUCGGGGGCAUGAACACUAAGGAGUUCCGAGACCGCUGGGGUGGAGAAGACUGGGAGCUGCUGGACAGGAUCCUCCAAGCAGGCCUGGAAGUGGAGCGUCUUUCCCUCAGGAAUUUCUUCCAUCAUUUCCAUUCCAAGCGAGGCAUGUGGAACCGACGCCAAAUGAAGAUGCCGUAGUCCCUGGAGCCACAUGCAGCUCCUUGACUUGCUGUUGUUCCCCAGCGCCCCUGCUCGCUGCUGGAGAAGGGGAGGGCAGGGGGGCAGAAGCGAUGGCUAGGCCCCGAGAGGCCUCAGAGCCAAUUCCCCUUUCCACCGGGAGCUGUCCCCUCAUGCAGAGACAGGUGCCAAGACU